This is a messenger RNA of Dromiciops gliroides (monito del monte), 912 nucleotides long. It is a transcript of the gene PDZD11, whose product is annotated as PDZ domain containing 11. Gene Ontology annotation, cellular component: synapse; cell-cell junction; basolateral plasma membrane. Gene Ontology annotation, molecular function: protein binding. The transcript is spliced from 8 exons. The record is from RefSeq and is a predicted model, not a curated record. NCBI's taxonomy places the organism in Eukaryota, Metazoa, Chordata, Mammalia, Microbiotheria, Microbiotheriidae. Gene Ontology annotation, biological process: protein localization to basolateral plasma membrane; neurotransmitter secretion; maintenance of epithelial cell apical/basal polarity. Bases 146 to 658 code for a protein of 170 amino acids.
GGAGAAACCGCGGCUGGGCUGGGCUCUCCCGAGCUCCCCGCCUGCCGGGGUCCUCUUUGCUUCCGCUUCCGGCUCUCAGUCACCGGCACGGGCGCCCGAAAGUCCAAGCUGGCGGUGGCGCCGGAGCCCCAGUCCAGAUUGAACUAUGGAAUUUUCGAGCAAGAGCUGGAAGGUGCCGCAGAGGAGACAAGAGAGCCAGAGAGAGGCGGUGAUUUUCCCAAGCCCCUCUCCAGAAAUGGAAGGCCAGAUUCCUUAUGAUGAUUACCCGGUGGUCUUCCUGCCACCCUAUGAGAAUCCCCCAGCCUGGAUUCCUCCUCAUGAGAGGGUCUACCACCCAGACUACAACAAUGAAUUGACCCAGUUCCUGCCUCGGACCAUCACACUGAAGAAGCCCCCAGGAGCCCAGUUGGGAUUUAACAUCCGUGGGGGAAAGGCCUCCCAGCUGGGGAUCUUUAUAUCCAAGGUGAUUCCUGACUCAGAUGCCCAUCGGGCAGGACUACAGGAAGGAGACCAGGUCCUCGCUGUGAAUGAAGUGGAUUUCCAAGAUAUUGAGCACAGCAAGGCUGUGGAGAUCCUGAAGACAGCCCGAGAGAUCAGCAUGCGAGUCCGCUUCUUCCCCUACAAUUACCGUCGCCAAAAGGAGAGGACUGUGCACUAGCCGCUGCACCUUUCCCCUGCUUGUAGAACCCACCUGGAAUACCUGGCUGGCUUAGGAAGCACUGAACCAGACCUGAGCCUGCGCUGCCCCAGACUACACUGCACUUUUCCUCAUUUUCUGGGGGGGCUGCAGGCCUGGGAAAGGCAAGGAACAUUUCCAGGGGGGAUCCCCUUCCUUUUUCUGGGCCAGUGUUGAUUUGAGACAGGGAGGCUAAUGGAAACCUCAUCUUCCCCCCUAGCUAAAUAAAAGGAAAA